CAAUAUUUUAUCGGGUUUCAUAAAAAUUUGUCUAAUCAUUGCUUAUUCUUUUGCAUCUUCGGUUCCCUUUACAAACUUUACAGCCACAGCUGGCCCCUUCACAAACGUUACGUCAACAGCUGUUCCCUUAACAAGCAGUGCGGCAUCAGGUGCAGAUCAAAGUGACGAUCGGAAAAAGCAAACUAUGCUUCACGCCAUUUACUCGAUAACAAUAUUUCUACUUUUGGUGAUUAUCAUUGUGUUGGUGUUUGUCAUUUGGAGAGGGAAGAAUAGGCAAGGUCCUUCGACUGAAAAUGCGAGUUGCCGUUAUCAUCAGGUAAAUGCUACGGAUAAUCAGGAUCAAGGAAACCCAGUUCAAGCCAGUGAAGCAUACGUGAAUAUCUCCGGAAACGAGGAAACGUUAGUUAUUCAAUCGUCGCCAUCAAGAAACGCAGUACCAAGCAGAAGACAUCAAAUGAACUCUGAGUAUAUGUCCAUUAAGAGAAUAACAACAAAGUUCAAGAAAUGGGAAGUAAAACGGGAAAAUGUUCAAAUCUCGAGAGUUAUUGGAAAGGGUGCUUUCUGUCAGGUUGCUAAGGCAACCGUAUCAGAUAUUAAUGGAAUAAAGGGAGCAACAACUGUGGCAGUUAAGAUGCUGAAAGAAAAUGCCCCGGAUAAUGACAGGAAAGAUCUGCUGUCAGAGCUGGAUUUGAUGAAGAAACUAAGGCCUCAUCCUCAUGUCAUUAAACUGAUGGGAUGCGUCACUAAAACUGAUCCUUUGCUUGUUCUCAUUGAAUACAUACCUUACGGUGAUCUGUUGGGUUACCUAAGAAAGAGUCGCGGCCUAAAUGACACAUACUUUAAAGAUCCGGAUGUUAAACCUGAGACCAACCUGACUUCAGAACAACUGAUGCAAUUUUCCCUGCAGAUUGCUGAUGGAAUGAACUUCCUUUCUGCUAACAAGAUCAUCCACCGUGACUUAGCGGCCAGAAAUGUUCUUGUUGGUGAAGGAGAGAAGUGUAAGGUGACAGAUUUUGGAAUGGCGAGGAAUGUUAACCAGGAUGAUAUCUACAACAAAACAAGUCGGGGCCGUCUGCCAGUAAAAUGGACCGCUUAUGAGGGUUUAGUUUAUGGAAAAUACACAACACAAAGUGAUGUGUGGAGUUUCGGUGUUGUUCUGUACGAAAUAUUUACUGUAGGUGGAUCUCCUUACCCCGCGAUUAACGCUCGCGAAAUUGCAGAGAAACUUCAGCAAGGAUACAGAAUGCCAAAACCUAAACAUGUUGAUGAACAGCUUUACCAGAUUAUGGCCCAGUGCUGGCAGGAAAAUCCAAACGACAGACCGACAUUCCCUUCACUUAAAGACAUUAUCACUCGUAUGUCUAAAAACAAAAAUGACACCUAUAUCAACAUGAGAGAGUAUGAUACCAACCUUUAUGCGAAUGUCGAUGACCUACCUAUGGAAUGAACGAAGACAAUUAAUUACAACGUAAGGGGCAGGGUAUUAGUUCGAAAUAUUCUUAGCAGUCUCUAGAGUAUGGUUUCAGGUGCUUUGUCAGCCUUGCUUCAGUCUGGUUUUGAAGUUGACUCAUCUUUAAUGAACGUUCGUUGUGCACUUGUUUUUGUUUGUUUCCUUAGAUCUAGUCUCAAAAUACCAAAUUAUUCCUUGAUAGGUUUUGGCAGUUUUUUAAACAAGACUUCAAACUCUUAAAUAAACUUUUGUCUGCUGGUAAAUCUUAAGGAGUUUGUUGACCUCUAUUUUUCAUCCUUGAAUGGCAGUCAGCAUAUCAAGAUAAAUCAUUCUACAAAUUUUUAAAAGACAUUUUAGAGCCCGAUCAAGUUUUUUAUAAUUUAGGAUGGAUUUUAACGUUAAUUACAAACAUUUUUGAACCUAGAAUUAUAAUUAGGUAAAAGUCUUUUAAUGGUAUGAAUCAUAAAUUUCAUAUUUUAGAAAUAUGCGGUCAGUUUUUUUUCACUGAUUAGAUACACGAUCCUACAAGCAUAUAGUAUCGAGACUAUCAACUUUAAAUAAAUAUUAUGAUGAUAUUGUUUGUGGUCUGUGAUCUGCUCGAGAACAGAUGCAACAUGGAAACUAUUUGCUAUCCACUAAAAUUAGAACGUUUACCGCAUUAACCUGGAACAGAAUUUUUUCAGGAGAAAUGUACUUACAUUAAGGAACGACCAGGCAAAUGAUUAAUGGUUUUCGGGCGGGUUGAAUGGCUUAAACGGAAGAGAUAGGCGAAGUACUAUUCACCUCCGAGCAGUCAAAGAGGAACAAAGUAACCGUUUCAAAGAAAGCAUUUCAUGAAAUGAGGGUGUUGUUCAUGAUUAAGAGUGUGAAAUCAAACUUACCGUAAAUUAUAUUUGUUUGAUGUUCUGAAAUAAUAACUUUCACACUCACACAUUACUAAUCUUAACUACUCGGCAUCACAAGAAUAGAAAUCGUUAUCUCAUGGGUUCACCUCCCUUAUAGGACUGACUUUUUCAGGAUUUAGUUUCACUACUGCUUAAGGUAGUGUUCAUUACUGCUAAGAUCGCUCUCUUCUUUUUUUUCUAUUUUUUGAUAAUCCGUUUUUUAAACAUAUUAUGUUUAAACAUAUGUUAUUCAUUAACACGUCACUUCACGGGUUUAUCACAAACCAUCAAAACUAACAGCUCCCAGUUGGCUUGUUCGCUAAGUUGGAAGAGCACUGCACCGAUAGCGCAGUAAAUAUGCUAAAUAGAACGUGAUUCAGUUAUAAUGUACGGGUAUAUGGGUGGGUGAUAAAUGCAGUGUAAUGAUAUUGGCUGAGUUCAUUUUGAGGUCCAUAAAAUCGUAAAAAAAAAGGAACGAGACUAAUAUCCAGCCAUGUUGACCGAUUAACAAAUAAAGAGGCCUUGACUGUGUUGUGUUCUGUUGCGUUGUAAAGCACUCAGGAAGAGGCUAGAGCACGAAAUAA
Pocillopora verrucosa is the source of this 2918-nucleotide messenger RNA. The record is from RefSeq and is a predicted model, not a curated record. NCBI's taxonomy places the organism in Eukaryota, Metazoa, Cnidaria, Anthozoa, Scleractinia, Pocilloporidae.